CAAUAUGAAUUCGCAAUUCACGACUGCUCUAGCAAGAGCAUUGCCUUCAGUCGGUCGACAAUGCCAGUUCCGACCAUCCCCCCUUCGCCUGGUGCGACCCUUUUCCUUCACUCCCCGGACCUACGAGAAUGAGAAACAGCGGUUACGUGCGACUGAACGCCAGCUUUUCGAUGCGCAAAAUGAGCAAUCUACGGAAGGGCUGUCUCCGAUAUCGACGCUCACGCAAAUGAUGCAAGGGCAAGACAAGCCUCCGGCCGUGACAGAGGAUUUCGAGCACAUGAGAGAGAACCUAGAGAGCGCUUUGAUCAAACAUCCGUACGGCGACAAGCAACCACCACACCAUCUCCACGUUUACGCGCACAAACACAAUACCAUCCUGACUCUGACACGACCGAAUGGCAACCCCAUACUCGUGAGAAGCUGUGGUCACUUGGGUUUCCGCAAAUCCCAGCGUUCUGGUUAUGACCCGGCGUAUCAACUAUCCACCCACACGUUCGGCCAAUUGCAAGAAAAGGGUCUGCUCCUCGAUAUUCAGCGACUGGAGAUUGUGUUCCGUGAUUUCGGGCCUGGCAGGGAAGCAUUCACCAAGGUUCUAUUGGGUAACGAGGGGAGGAACAUUCGUGGGCUGGUUAGCCGAGUCACCGACGCGACCCGGAUCAAAUUUGGAGGCACCAGAAGCAGAAAGGUCCGGAGACUGGGUUAAACUGUUAUCUUUCUUUUAUUCUUAUCGAUAUCUGGAAUGCUGUUGUGAACUGCGUAUGCCUUGGCUUUCGCAGGGAGCAAUAGGGAAAUGGCACGGAUUGAUACGACUCUGAUACUCAACACGAAAACGAAUACCAUGGCCUUGCA
Molecule: messenger RNA, 849 nt
Organism: Aspergillus glaucus CBS 516.65
Lineage: Eukaryota; Fungi; Ascomycota; Eurotiomycetes; Eurotiales; Aspergillaceae
Product: mitochondrial 37S ribosomal protein uS11m
Exons: 1
Coding region: 5-703 (232 amino acids)
Biological process (GO): ribosomal small subunit assembly; maturation of SSU-rRNA from tricistronic rRNA transcript (SSU-rRNA, 5.8S rRNA, LSU-rRNA); translation
Cellular component (GO): mitochondrial small ribosomal subunit; ribosome
Molecular function (GO): mRNA 5'-UTR binding; small ribosomal subunit rRNA binding; structural constituent of ribosome
Source: RefSeq, a predicted model, not a curated record